UCUGCCGAAAUCAAAAUAGAAAAUGCUCUCAUAAGGAAAUUGUGUGCAGUGUGGAAUGUAUGAGCCAAUACUUUGAAUUGAGCAUUCUUCACCCUUCGGCUCACUCAUCAAUACACUAAUACCACAUUCUGAAAGUAGGUGACAGACCUUGAACAUGGUUCCAUCCGAUGUUUGUCCGACGGAAGAUGCAAUUAAGAUAUUUAUAGAGCACUUGGUAGACCCAUUGCUGCCAGCAAAGUCUUCUGUUCAGGAUUACCCAUCACCAUCUCAACAGAAGUUAGUAGCAAGACAGGUGCGAUCGGUUGUCUUACUUUACAAUUACUACCAAAGGAAACGACAUCCACAACUUGAAUAUCUUCCAUUAAAUGAAUUUUCCAAGUUGGUUGUGGUUUUGAGGCCAGCUUUAUUAGCAUAUAUGCAAUUCAUGCAAAAUUCACAUGAAGAAGAGCUCACUAACGUGGAGAAGCAACUAUCAUUGACAGAAAAGAUGAUUAUGGAAGCUUGUGAUGUAUCUAAAUCUUUAGAUGCAUCAAAGAAUGUUCCUAAUAUAGAGGGAUGGCCCAUUACAAAAGUAGCUAUCCUUUUAAUUGACAGUAAGAAGGAGAAAUGCUUUUUGCUGUUUGGUUCCAUUACCAGUGGGGUAUGGUCUCUGGUAGAAAAAAGUUUGGACACCUCCAGCCAAAGUUCUCUGAUUUCGAAAGAUCUGGACACCUCCUGCCAAAGUUCUCUGGGGUUGAAAGGUAUGGUUACCUCCAAUCAAAGUUCUGAAGUUACACCGGGAACAAAACAAUAUAAAAAGAAAAGAGUCCUUAAAAAAUCUUCAAAGGAUGAAUUAAAAGUCAACGAAGAUGUGUUUCUGCAAGUUGGGUAUUCUGCUAUAAAGGAAGCCACAGGUAUCAAUAAUACUGAUAUUUUUCUUUUGGAGAGUGGCACUAUGUAUUCUGAGAGUAAAGAGAAGGAAGCUUCUCGGUUUUAUAUAAUGCAGUGCUCCGAGACGAUCAAUGAAGAAGUUUUUGAAGUUCCUAUCCAAGAUUUAAUUAAAAGCUUGCAGGGACCUUUGGUCACUAAGAGUUCUGGAAGUUGGAUGAUCACUCCUGUAAUGGACUACUUCCAUGUGCUUCCAUGCUAUGAAAUAAUAUCAAAGUGGAUAUCCAGAGAAGCAUUCUCAAAUACUUUGCAAGAUACAAGGGUAACAGAGAAAAAUAUAAAGGUGGACACCCCUGAAGUAACAGAAUUUUAUGUAAAUGAGGACAUGUUUACCGCUCAUGAUAGUAAGCCAAACAAUGAUAAUAUUGAUUCCCCAAAGCAGAAAGAGAACACUGGAAGUUGCACACUUGCAUUAUCUGAUUCUAUAUAUGAGCCCAUGGAAAUGACCAUGAAUGAAAAUUCAAUUUUAAAAUCAAAGAUCAAAGAAAAAUAUCAGUAUAUUAUUGACAAUACUGUACAAGUAGAUGAAGAUCUUGAAAGAAAUAAUCCAUGUGUGAAGUAUAAUUUUAACGGCCCUGCAAGUACUGUCAAGGCCUUAAAUGUUGAUUCAACAAAUAUGCUCGUUACUGAAGGUGGAACCAGCAAUCUUGCUUCUUUGCACAAUAGUUAUGCCAAUAGGCCCAAUAUCUCACCUGAAAAAGGCACUGUAGAUGGCCGUAUUCUGAUUUCAAAUCAUUCUGCGUCAGAUCAAGAGGAGCUCAAAGUUCUUUCAGAUUCGAAAAAGAUAUUGACUCAAACUGCCCUAGCUACUUUGAUACGAAGGAGGAAUGAAUUGGCCCUUCAGCAGCGCAAGAUAGAGGACGAGAUUGCUGUUUGUGAUGGAAAUAUCCAGAAAAUAUUAAGUGACGGGGAAGAUAACUUUAGAUUAAAGAUUGAAUCAAUUAUAGAAGGCUGCAAUGGUACAUGGCUCUGGAAUCAAGAAAGGGUGUGUGGACAGCAAAUCCCACCUCUUAAGAGGAAAAAAUUGUCAGAGGCUGUCUUUAUCACACAAAGUUCAUGCCAGGAACUAGAUGAUAUAUGUCGCACAAACAAUUGGGUCCUGCCAACUUAUCAUCUAUCUCAAUCAGAGGGUGGAUUCAAAGCCAAUGUAACUGUUAAAGGAGUGGAGUUUCAGUGUUCAUUUGAAGGUAAAAUGGGUUCCAGUCCUUCUGAAGCAAGAGAAUCAGCUGCAGUUCAGAUGAUAACGAACUUGAGAAGUAUAGCAAAAUUAGAAGAGUGAUAUUGGAAGAUUAGAAAUGAUCUGUUUCCCUUUUUGUUACUAGUCUUUUCUAGAAUUACAUCAAUCUGGCAAAAUAUCAUGUCAGUCUUCGAUCAUUUUUACUGAAUUCUGUUAAAAUGACUGCAUUUUCUAAUCUCUUCGGUUCUGGGAUCUUGCAUUUAACACAAAUGAUAUUGAUAUGCGAUUAAUUCUUGUCAA
Molecule: messenger RNA, 2404 nt
Organism: Vigna umbellata (rice bean)
Lineage: Eukaryota; Viridiplantae; Streptophyta; Magnoliopsida; Fabales; Fabaceae
Source: RefSeq, a predicted model, not a curated record